Molecule: messenger RNA, 2604 nt
Organism: Anarrhichthys ocellatus (wolf-eel)
Lineage: Eukaryota; Metazoa; Chordata; Actinopteri; Perciformes; Anarhichadidae
Gene: smtnl2
Product: smoothelin, like
Exons: 10
Coding region: 316-1995 (559 amino acids)
Molecular function (GO): protein binding
Source: RefSeq, a predicted model, not a curated record
GCAGAGCUCACACACUCUCUCAACACACACACUCAACACACACACAUUCAUACAGCUGUUCGGCGCUUGAGGGAAACUCUGCUGAGCUUUUCACCGGCGAGCGAGGCUGAGAAAGAGUGAGACAUCUAUACCUGAAAAGCACAGCUGAUUGAAGAGGACGCAACCAAGACAGAGCUGAAGGACUUGGGAUAAAACAGACCAAACCUUUGCCCUGUCUCUCUGCAGACGCUCACCCCCCAAACCCUCAGAGGAUCUCCCUCUCAGACGUUAGAGGCCGUCUGGUUUUCCAGAGGGCCACCAGUGGCUGAACUACCGAUGGAAGCCCCGAACCUGGCUGAGAUGGGAGACCUGUGUUACCCGCGCUCUUGCUCUCCGGAGGGGGAGACAGUGUGUGCAGCUUUGGCCCGUUACGAGAACACCCUCCGGGAUGCCAUCAGGAAGAUCCACAUGGACGUCAGCACCUUCAAGCUGGGCAUGGAGCGCCGUCUGGAGGAGACGGCCAACCUGAGCCAGCCCCUCGGACGAGCCGUGGCUCAACUGCAGCAGGAGAACCGGCAGCUCCGGGGUCAGCUGGAGGCUCUCACCCUGCAGGUGGAGCUCCUGAGUGGGAUGGCGUGCGACCGGAGCGCCUUGCUCCUGAACAACAACAACCACAGUCAGAAUCACAAGAAUCACCUCAGUGACAUACAGGAGAACCAUCAGGAGAUAAGAGAGGUGAUAUAUGGGAAGGGUCAGGCUCACACUCAGAGCCAGGCUCUCCUCCACAUCCAGUCCUGCAGCCUGGGGGGUCAAGCCCAGACCUACGGUGGCCUCGGCGGUCAGUCCGGUCCUGCGUCCCCACCCGUCUCGUUCUCCUCCUCCCCGAGCUCCAACAGUCCUCCCCUGGGCUCCAGAGUUUCCUCCAUGGUGACGGGCCCAGUGUCAAGCAGCAGCCCCUCCACUGCUCGCUUCUCCAGCCGAGCCACAUUCGCCGUGUCCAGCAAGACUAACAGUAUUGAGCGAGAGGAGCCUAUAGAGGUGGACCCUGCCCCGACAUAUGCUGGCCUGGAGAACGGACACGCUGCUAUCACAGAACACUCGGAGUUGGUACACGGAAAGAUCUCUCCACCCAUUGACUUCCCCCACGAGCACACAGCCCCCGUCGCCAUGAGGAUGCCCCACCUCCCCAUCACCGCUACAACCAAGACGGCAGAAAUGAAGGGCCCUGACUCUCCCAGCAGCCCCGGUAGUUCUCGUUCCUCCCCGGUCUCUGAGGCCUCACCUGCCGGCCAAUCAGGUGCUAGCACCAACGAGACCCAACCAAUUGAGGAGUUUCCAAUUCAGCCAGUAUCUUCUACGUGGACUCCUACACCUAUCAGAGCCCUGGGAUCCCCCCGCCUUCAAGAGAAAGUGAACUCGGCCCCGGCUAAGUCUGUGACCUACUCGGGGCUUUUGCAGCAUGACAGAGACGUUGACGUAAGCAGCGACAGGUCCUUCGGGCAGGGAGUGGAGAGGAGGCGGGAGCUGGUGAGGUCGCAGACUCUGCCGCGCAACAUCGGCGCUCAGGCCCGCCGAUCCAUCUUCGAGAGACUGGACUCUGAAGCCAGCAACAGUCGCCCCAAACCGGUGGACUCCAAACCCACACUGAAGCGGUCUCAGAGUUUUGGGGUGUCCAGCGCCAGCAGCAUCAAACAGAUCCUUCUCGAGUGGUGCCGCUCCAAGACCAUCGGCUACCAGAACAUUGAACUCCAGAACUUCUCGUCCAGCUGGAGCGACGGGAUGGCUUUCUGCGCUCUGGUGCACUCCUUCUUCCCCACCGAGUUCGACUACAACUGUCUGUCGCCCGCCGACCGCAAACACAACUUUGAGCUGGCCUUUGGUACCGCAGAGGUGAAGGCCGGCUGCGACCGGCUGAUCGAGGUGGAGGACAUGAUGAUCAUGGGCCGUAAACCGGACCCCAUGUGCGUCUUCACCUACGUCCAGUCCCUCUACAACCACCUGCGCAAGUUUGAGUGAAGCUCAACAAGAAAGAAAAGGCGGAGCAUCUAACGUCCUGCUGCUGUUCUGCUUUUAGACUCGACAGAUUUUCAACCUCUUCCUCAUUUCUUUGAAUCAGACUUUAAAGCAGAUUGGAGCUCUAGAAGUGGCGGCUUUGUAAAAGCCUACACUGCCCCCUGGUGGUGGUGAACGUGCCUCGACAUGCUGCAGGGGAAGUGCUCACAGCUCAGUGGACAUGGACUCAAUAACACUGUUUGCUGGUGAUGUGAGCUGUAAUGAAGAUGAGUUCACACACAAACGUCACGGGUUGGUUUGUCAACACUAGUUGUUUUUCUGUGUGUAGUUGAGAUAAGAGUGCAACAGUUGCUGUGUUGUAUACAUCUUUAUUAGCACCGCACGCGUUUGAAAGUGCGUAUUAAUCUUUAAUAUUUGCACCAGAGGAGAGGAAGUGUGUUUCACAAACGUAUAACUGAACGGUUUGUGUUGAAGCAUAGCGCACGGUGAAAAUAUCGGAUUAAAUAUGUGAUGUGUGUUGCUGACUGGUAUUUACAUCCACAUAUGCUGUGAUAUUGAGACGAUGAGUUGAGAGAUAUGGAAAAUGAAAUCAAUAAAUUGUACACUUUGACA